Molecule: messenger RNA, 5242 nt
Organism: Sphaerodactylus townsendi
Lineage: Eukaryota; Metazoa; Chordata; Lepidosauria; Squamata; Sphaerodactylidae
Gene: SFXN5
Product: sideroflexin 5
Exons: 14
Coding region: 71-1051 (326 amino acids)
Biological process (GO): mitochondrial transmembrane transport; monoatomic ion transport; citrate transport
Cellular component (GO): mitochondrial inner membrane
Molecular function (GO): citrate transmembrane transporter activity; monoatomic ion transmembrane transporter activity
Source: RefSeq, a predicted model, not a curated record
CGCCUCAGCCAAUAAGAGGCGGGCCAGGCGGCGGAGAGAGCGCUCCUCUCCGAGAGGCGCCGCGAGGGGGAUGGAGGCGAGCGCGCGAUACCCGCCCUUCCAGCUGGGCAAGUCCCGCUUCGAGCAGACUACCUUUUAUGGGCGAUUUAGACACUUCUUGGACAUUAUCGACCCUCGCACUCUCUUCGUGACGGAGAGUCGCCUUAAAGAAGCUGUGCAGUUGCUGGAAGAGUUCCAGCAUGGGACGUUGCCCUCUGGAGUCACCAACGAAGAGCUGUGGAAAGCGCAAAAAAUAAAACAGGCCAUCAUCCACCCGGACACCAACCAGAAGAUCUUCAUGCCUUUCCGGAUGUCAGGUUACAUUCCUUUUGGAACACCCAUAGUUGUUGGUCUUCUCUUGCCAAAUCAGACACUGACGUCCACCGUCAUCUGGCAGUGGUUGAAUUCUAGGAGCCACAAUGCCUGUGUCAACUAUGCAAACCGAAAUGCAACAAAGCCUUCCUCGACAUCCAAGUUUGUCCAGGGCUACUUGGGAGCCGUCCUCAGUGCCGUCUCCAUCGCAGUGGGCCUUAAUGUUCUGAUUCAGAGGGCAAACCAGUUCUCGCCGGCCACACGGCUCCUCCUCCAGCGUUUUGUGCCUUUCCCUGCUGUAGCCGGUGCCAAUAUCUGCAACGUCAUCCUGAUGAGACAUUCAGAGCUGGAGGAAGGAAUCCACGUCCUGGACAGCAACGGGGAAGUUGUCGGGUCUUCCAGAAUUGCUGCCAAACAUGCACUGUUAGAGACAGCCCUCACCAGAGUGGUCCUGCCGAUGCCUAUCCUGGUUCUACCUCCAAUCAUUGUCUCUAUGCUGGAAAAAACAGCCUUCCUGCGAUCCCGCCCAAGGAUGGUCCUGCCCGUCCAGAGCCUUGUGUGCCUGGCUGCCUUCGGCCUGGCCCUCCCGCUGGCCAUCAGCCUCUUCCCGCAGAUGUCUGAGAUCGAGACGUGGUGCCUGGAGCCCGAGAUCGCCCGAGCCACAGCCAGCAAGACCGUGGUCUACAACAAAGGCCUGUGAGGCUGAGCAGCCCGAGAGAGGACCAGCGCAAGGAGGGACCCCCCGCCAGGGAAGGUGGCUGGCGAGGCAAACACAGCGGCACAGCCUGGCGCUCGUAGCAUAUUCCCUCCGUCAAGAGCUGAGAGUAAAUUAACACUUUCCGAGACUCGGCAUCUCACGUUGGUUGAAAAGAUUAAUAUUUAAAGUUUUAAAUUAGCGACAGUAACAGCAAGAGGCAAGGAGUGAGGGGGGGGGAGCUCGCAAGGGGAGUGCUCCAUCCUGCCUUUGCAGAGCCGCAAGCGGGCAGGCACGGAGGGGAUGGCAGCGACACCUUUCCCCGCGAGGAGCCGCGACUGUGCGGCGCUUUGCUUUCCACCCCUUGCUGCGGCAGAGAAAUCCACUCUUGCUGCGUGAAUUAGGAGGUUUGGGGAGGGCCCCUUGCUAGUGAAAGGGGCCAUUCAGCAGCGCCGGCACCGACGCUCCCUGCCUCUCCCAGCCGCCCACUCAGCAGGGGCUCCCCCACUUUCCACCAUUCCUCCAGUGAAGCUGUUCACCAGUGGGGCACCAGCCCCAGUGACACGGCUGCAGCCCUGGAAUGCUUGCCGGAGCUAGUGAUGGGUCUCCUGUGCCGUUUGGGCCUCAGUUUCCCUCCUGAGAGGUCUAAGGGGUGAGGCAGGAAGCUCCACACAGGCAGGCAGCCCUGGGGCAGAACGGGAGCUCACACCUGCCAUGUGGCUCUGUGCCAUGCGCCACUCCCCCCCCUUCCCCCGUGCACGAGAACCCUUCCCCAGCUGACGCAGCCUCUGCCUAUUGUCCCCGUGGCUUCCUUUGAUGCCUCACUCCUGCGCACCACAGGGGCCUGUGAGAGGAGCAUGUGCAGCACAGGGGGCCACAGGGUGGGCGGGAGAAAGGCCCUGCCCUGGACUUGAAGCUCAGGGAGAGAGGCUGGCGGGCAUUUCUGCACUCCUGCAGAAGCCCACCCCCGAACCCCUUGGUUCCAGGAACAGCCCUGGGCUUUCAUAGUUUCAAAGAAGCUCUGCAGAUUUGCGCCCCUGGAGGGUCUGUCCCAAAGAGCAGCUCAGUUUCUGAUCUUAUCUCUCCCUCCCCCAACCCCCCCGCAGCAGACUCCACACUUCCUGGUACACACCUGUGAGGAGUGUGGGAAAGGGAGCCUGCCCAAAUACUCCGAAAAGGCCGGCUGCGGUCAGAAGCAACAAGAGAGAAAAGGCCGUUUUUGUUAACUCUGCAUUUGAUUUGCACCGGGCUUCUAACUUCACCUGGUCUUGGUUUUGCUGAACUAGACCAUGUGAAUGUCUGCCUGGCGGUUAAGUGAGAGCUGUGACAAGGGCAGCCUCUGUUUUUUUCCCACAAUUUCCACAGGUUUGAAUUGGGGCUGGAAAGGGGACGUUUGGGCAGCAGGCAGCUCCGACAUCCCACCCCCCCUUCCCGUGCAUUCCCCAAAAUUAGUUCUUCAACUCUUUUAGAACUCUUCCCAGAGCCUUCUAAGCACCUUCUGGUCUCAGGAAAGCUGGAGGGGGCUUUGCAUUUGAUGACACACACACACACCCCACACACACGCACAUGUUCUUGCUUUCAGGAGAAAGGGAUUUCAGGUAUACACACACACACACACACACACACGUAUGGAGUGCAACAAUCUAUUUUUUUAAAAUCAGCAGCAUUUUUGAAAGGACAGCCAAAAACUGACCCCAAAUCCCCUGGGAAAUGUCCUCCGAGUCUUCCUCAAAGCUUUCUGCCUUCAUCACAAGAGGAAUGGAAGAGCCCAGACAAUAUCCUGCGGUUGUUUUCCUGCCCUUAUGGCUGGGCCUCCUUGUGCCACUGUCCCCUCUGUUUGAGGCCACCCUCCUGCCAUCGCCCCAUCGAAUCCCAGCAGGGCCCAGGGACGGCAUCCGGCGGUUCAUCUACAACGAGGCAGCCGGCAGCACCUGAACAGACCAACAAACAGCCGCCACACAUUCGCCUAAUAGCUAAUUAGUUUUGCCAUCUCGCUUGGAGCACAAAAGGCGCCUGCGAUCGUCGGGAGCUAGGGCUGCGUUGAGUUUAUCAUUUCCCAUAAUUGGGGGAACGGGAUAGGGGACGGAGCCCACGCCAUGUUGGGUUGCUCACCUCAGUCGCUAAUAAUAAUGAGGUGAUCAUCUCUGUAGCCUUUAAUUAGGAGCUCAGCAGUUAAUUGAUUUCUGGGAGAUGUUAAUUAAGAAAUAAUGAGGACUGUGCGGCAGCAGCAGAAAGAGGCGGUGGAGGACCGGGCUGCCCGGAUCCAUGUCAGCAGCCAAGCAAGCAGCAGAGGGCCGCAGGAGCCACGAUGUCACGGGAACCUCUGAGGUCCACGUCCCAGCAAGUGGGGAUGCUCAGCUGCAGUGGAAGUCUGGGAAGGGAAGGCAGAUUCCCCCCUCUCCCCUGAAGAGAGGACCUCCUCUCCCCUGAAGUGCCCUGGAGCAUGAAGGCCGUCUCCAGCAGGAGAUGUCUCCAGAGCUGCACUGUGCCCUUGGCAGUUUCAUUCUCUGCUGGCCCCUCAGAAGUUUCCACCCCCUAACCAUGGAAGGAAAAAAGCAAAGGAACCCUGCAGAAGAUGGUCCCCUCAGCCCACCAGGAAUGGUGUGAUCAGAGACCUGAUAGCGUGGGACUUCCUGGAGGGAGGGCCUCCCCAUGUUCUACAGGGGCAGGGCAGUUCCUCGGCCUUCGUGGCAGAUCACAGCCAGGUUCAGGGACAGGUGGGCUCUUCCGCAGGCCAGCACCAGUUCUUGGUAGGCUGCUGGGAGCAAGUGGGAACCGAGCAGCAGGGCCAUGGCCCAGAGAACGCUUGGCCAGCCCCAGCGGGUAGGGACCGUGAAGGGGGAAGACUCCCCUGUUGCCUCCUCCUGCACCUCUGCCAGCUUGGGCCCAACCAUGGCACGAGGCAGGCAGAAGGAACAGCAGGAGGACAAAUGCCCAUCCAGGCUCCCAGAGCGUCGGACCGGCCCGUCUGCUGCCCGCCUGGCUAUUGGUGCUGAGAAUGCUGCCUAAGGGCCAGCUGUGGAGUGCUGUGCCUCCUGACACCCCAGUUCUGCUCUCUUGAGGAGCCGGGGGGGGGGGGGGGUGUUCAAAGAUUUGUGGGGCUGGUGAGUGGCAGAUUGAUGCCCCUGUCUUCCCCUGCUGGACCCACUGGGCAGUGGAGGCAGUCAUAUGGCUCUGCAGGGGGAAGCAGGCAUCUCAGCGCGAACUGGGCGUGAUGGGCCUACUAGGAACCAGGGUUGCUUAUGGGCUGGCAACUUCUAGAGAGUUGAGGGGAGGGUCUUGGGAGGGGCGUAGAGUCUGCCCCCCCCCCAAAGCAUCUGUUUUCUCCAGGUCAGCUGAUCUCUGCUGCCUGGAGAUCCAUUUUAAUUCUGGGAGAUCACCAGACCUCACCUGGAGGUUGGCAACUGUAAGAAUAAAUCUUGGGAUGGAUUCUGGGGCUUCUGGGUCAUUGCUGGGUCUGGGGCCCAACUCAGUUAGUUGUGGAAGAAGAAUGAUGUGAAACGGGCAAUGCAGGCCCACCUGCCAAAAGCCCCGGUGGGGCCCCGAAGCACAGUGGGUCUCAGGGUGGCAGCGCCAGAGUCCAACAUCCACCCUCGGGGUGUGUGAGAGAGGCGAGGAGCCCUUGUCCCUUUUCCUUCCGGCCUCUGGCGUUCUGUCCCUGAGCGUCUACAAUCCAGAUGUGGCUGGCGGAGGCAGUGGCGUGCCCGGGGCCUCCGCCCGUCCACUGUCGCCCUCGUGCCUGCUGGUCCUCCCGUCUGCCAUGCAUCAGGGAACACAGCAGGGGGAAUUGGGGGGGGGGGCACUCUCCAGGGCGGAGGGUCUGGUGCGCCAAGCGGCGUCCCUCACACUACACUGGAUCGCCUCCAGCGGUGCGCAGAUCAGGGGGUGCCGGGCGGGCUUUCUGGGGCUCAGGCCUGUCCUCAGGGCCGGGGGAUUCCACCACCCUGAGUGCAUCUUCUUGCCCUGAGGCACUGCACACUAACUCAGAGGGACUGGGGUGGGGGGGACCCUCUCCCCUGAGCUGUCACUGGUCUUCCAGCGGUUGUGAUGACCCAGCUUUGCGCGAGCGCAGACCUCUGUGCACAGCCGUCAACUCUGAAGUGCACUCCAGGUCUUUUUACCCUCCUCAGUAGAUGUAUUGGAGAUGGCAGUUGAUGUAACACUACUAAGCGCCUAGAAUAAAAGCUAGUGCAUUGA